Penicillium longicatenatum is the source of this 1269-nucleotide messenger RNA. RefSeq names its product FAD-dependent oxidoreductase. Gene Ontology annotation, molecular function: FAD binding. The coding region runs from base 1 to 1269 and encodes 422 amino acids. The transcript has a single exon. NCBI's taxonomy places the organism in Eukaryota, Fungi, Ascomycota, Eurotiomycetes, Eurotiales, Aspergillaceae. The record is from RefSeq and is a predicted model, not a curated record.
AUGACGCGCGUACCUCCCACUCUCCCCGUCAUCAUCAUGGGCGCCGGCAUGGUCGGCUUGACCCUCGCCCAAGCCCUCAAAAAAGCCGGUAUUCCAUAUGAAGUCUACGAGCGCGACACUUCCUAUGAUACCGAAAAAGGCCGCGGAUGGGCCCUAACAGUGCAUUGGUCCCUGGGUGCCCUGGAAGAAUGCCUUCCCGAAGAGCUUUUCAAUCGGAUAGAGUCCAUCCAAGUGGACCCCACCCUGGAGGAUAAUGGCCGCUUUUGCUUCAUCGAUCUAGCGACCGGAAACCCAAAAUAUGUCAUCCCCCCAAACAAGCGUCACCGCGUAAACCGUCGGCUGCUUGGGAACUUACUUGGUGAGGGAAUAGACAUCCGCUAUAACAAAGCACUUGCGGGAUUCGAUGUGCAGAAUGAUGGAGUUCAGGUGUCCUUCACGGACGGAACAUCCACAAAGGGGUGUUUACUGAUUGGCACAGACGGACGCAACAGCAAAACCCGUCGACUUCUUCUUGGCGAGCGACUUGGUGGCCUCAAUCCACUUCCCGUGAACAGCGUCGGCGCAACUAUCACUAUGACGCCCGAAGAACUGGCACCAAUUCGCACCAUUGAUCCCCUUCUUUUCCAGGGAACACAUCCAGAGUCUGGUGUGUAUAUGUGGUUCUCCCUCGUGUCCAGUCCUACCAUCAACGGAAGCGAGGGGACAGAAAACCCAUACUACGAGGGCCAACUGAUUCAAUCGUGGCUCCGCAAGGAUGCAGCCGAUAAUGUUCCGGAGACAGAUGAGGAGCGGCUUGCGGUAUUUAAACGCAAUGCGCAAAAAUUCGAUCCUCGUCUCCGGGACGCGGUCAUGUCCCUCCCGGACGAUACGAAGGUCUUACAUAUCAAGCUGGUCGAUUGGGUACCCAUGCCCUGGGAUAACCACAAUGGCCAUGUAACAGUCGCGGGCGAUGGCGCUCAUGCUAUGACUUCGUAUCGUGGGGAGGCUUUCAACCACGGUGUCGCCGAUGCGGCUGUGCUAAGCCGAAACAUUAUCUCUGCGUGGUAUUCCGUAGACUCGAGUAAUACCAUGCAGACUGCUGUGGACAAGUACGAAGUGGAAAUGCGUGCUCGGACUUCCGAUGCUGUGUUACUGAGUACACAGGCUUGCUUGGAGGCGCAUAAUCUGCACGCGCUGCAACCGGAUAGCCCGUGUGUGAGUAAACGGGCGCAGGUUGCCAAGGAAGCGAGGGAGGCGAGAGCGCAGGCUCGACUGGAGAUGGUUCGCUGA